Molecule: messenger RNA, 2571 nt
Organism: Oldenlandia corymbosa var. corymbosa
Lineage: Eukaryota; Viridiplantae; Streptophyta; Magnoliopsida; Gentianales; Rubiaceae
Source: the annotation of a GenBank genome assembly
AGAAAGCAGAGGAAUUAAUUAAUUUAUUUAUAAUAAAGGGAAAUAAAUGUUGAAAUAAGGAAAGUAGAAUAAACGUAAAUAUGUUAGCCGAAAAAAGAAAAAAAAAAAACAGAAUAAUGGUAAACUAGAAAGUAAGGGGACGCGUUGGGCCUAGACCAGUUUUUUGUACUUGGACCGCUUGGCCUCAUCGAAAUAAUAUUAUCAUUAUCCGGAAAGCCCACAAUAACGUCUUUGGGUAAUCCAUAUUGCGAGCCCAAUAUUGUUCUCUAUUAAACCCUAAUAUCGUUUCUCACUUUCUCUCCACCCUGCAGCGCCGCCGCUCCUCAAUCUUUCUAUUCCUUCUUAAGCUUCUUUUUAUUUUUUUCCUAUUCUACCCCUCUCGGCUUUCUCCAUCUUUAUUUCUUCAAAUUUUUCGGUUUAUCUCUUGAGAAAUUACCCGGGUUUAAGUUACCCGGAGAAAUGAUGCUCGACGGGCUGAUAUGGACGCAAAAAUGGAAACCUGGAAAGGGAAAGGAAGAAAAGAAAGAGGGCACAAGAAAUGACCAGGCUUGAACCGGUUUCCGAUCUUGUGUCAGGUUGACUCGGUCAACCGGUUUAAGGGAAUUUUACAGUCGGUCGAAGGUGUUCACAUGUAGGGGUACUUCGGUAAUUUCACAAAUUUAGAUCUCAAAACUUUUGCCUAUAAAUAGGAGGUGAAUUUCUCUACAUGUUGUCAUCUUCUCUCCUCUACAUCUCCUCCCCUGCUUAAAAUUCAGUGUUAGGGUUAAGGAUUUAGUGUCUCUUCCUUCUCAAGAUCUCAUAUCUUUCAAGGAUCCUGUUCUUUUUGAAUUCAAGUUAAAAAGAUAUGAAGAGGAGGAUGGGGCAUGGCAUGGUUGAAGAUACACCUAUGCCUUUUAAGGUUGGCCAACUGGUCGAAAUUCGGUCUUUUAUGAAAGGAUAUAAAGGGGCAUGGUUUCGUUGCGAGAUAAAAGAUAUAAGCCAAAAAGGGAAUCGUUGUGUUCGUCUACUGUUACGUUACAUCGACUACCCUGAUGAGCAGGAUGAAUGGACGGAGUUAUACAAAACACCUCCAUCUGGAUGGAGCACGAAAAGGGAAAAGCAGUUGAUGUUGCGGCCCAAAUAUCCGCCAAUUUAUCAUAGUAUUGAACCUUCAAUCAACGCAAUUUCAGAAGUGAUUGUCAUUAGUGAUGGGGAUUGGCACGUGGGUGAUCUUGUGGAUUGGUUUGAAAAAGACUGUUACUGGACUGGAAAAGUGACACACAUACUAGGUGAUGAAGAAGCAAUGGUUGAGUUACUGCCGCCUCCAUGGGGAGAAGGUGAUUCUUAUCGAGCAUCUUUCAGUAAUCUACGUCCAUCUUUGGACUGGUCGCCGAAGGAUGGUUGGACUGUUCCUGUUUUUAAGGAUGGUGGAAACUUUCCUCAGUGUGCACGACUUGUGUAUCCAAUGAAUCGAACUGUUGGUGACUCAUUGGUUUCAACUGUGCCUGUGGAAAGUGAAUGUCUGAUAGACAACCCAGUUUCAGCUGGAUUACCAUCAAAUCUUGCUGCUGAUUCUCAUGUUGAAGUUGGAUAUCCUGGAGUUGGGGAUAUGAAAAUAGAAUCUCAAAAUUGCACCAAGGAGGUGAUAGGGACCCCGGGUAGUGGUGAUGAGUCUCUGCAGAACAUCAAAGCAUCUGUAGAAGUUCCUUUAAAUUCCACCCAGGAGAGCACCUUAGAGGCUGCACUUAUGGACUUUGAAGAACUGGCAAACAAGUUAACAUGGCUUGGGAAAAUUCUAAAGUUUGGAAUGCCUUUGUCAGAUGUGGGGACGGCUUCAUGGAAGUUUGUUGAACAUCAUGGUUCCUAUGUGCCAAAAUGACUUCAAUACGUGACAUCAUACCAAUGGUUUUUAAGCUUUAUCUUCGAUGCACUACAAUUUUUUGUUUGAGAGGUUCUUGGUCCAACUUAGCAGCAGCCUGUUUACUUUUCCAGCAGUGGAAUGUUUUCUCUGUUAAUAGAGUUUACAGUUCAAGAUGGUUGAUAGAGUUCGUAAUAAGGAACAGUUGAAGAUAGCAAAAUUGUUUCAUAGAAAUUUUCUGUUUGGCGAGAUAAGGAUUAUUUUACUGGUAUCGUAGUCACCACGGUAUCCAGUGAUGUUGCAGUUGUAGGCAUUGUAGGCCUGAAAUGAAUACCAAUGUGGUAGGAAGAUGUAUACAGAGUAGUUUAUAUACUGUUUAUAUACUGUUCACAGUGUUACUGCAGAAUACUCCCUCCGUCUCAUAAUUAUUAUCCAGUUUGGAUUUUCAUUUAUAAUACAAAUUGUAUUAAAAGUGAAAUUUCAAACUGGACAAUAAUUUUGGGACAGAGGGAGUAUUAAACAUCGAAGAGUCACAAGCUGGCUGCCAAUCUUUUUUGAGUUAAUUACAUCUUUGAUCCUGAAGUAUUAGCAAAUGAUCCGUUUAGUCUCUUACAUUACAUCUGAAAUGCAUAGUUCUUUUUUUUUUAUACGUUCACAAAUAGUUUCAGUCCUCACGCUUAAUAGCUUACUUGGUUAUUAUUAUAUCUCUAAAUUAUUAUUAUAUCUCUUUUUCA